GCGUUUUUGAAUGCUUGGAAGGAUGCAUGUAAAUGGGAGGGUGGUGCGAAAAUGCAUAUACCGCGAGGGGUGUACAUGGUUAGCUCGGUAUUGUUUACAGGAACGUGCAAAGGUUCCGUUACCGUUAGGAUCCAAGGGAUAGUUAGGGCCCCAACGAACCCUUCGUUGUUCUUCGGGGACACGUGGAUCGGUUUCCGUUACAUUGACGGCUUGGUUAUGGAAGGCGGAGGGACUUUGGACGGUCAAGGGGCUUCUGCUUGGCCCUACAAUGAUUGCAACAAAAACCCUCAUUGCCCUAAGCUUCCUGCGUCGGUGAGGUUUGAUUUUGUGAAGAACGCCAUAGUGCACAACAUCCAUUCAAUCAACAGCAAGAACAUCCAUUUCAACGUCUUCGCGUGUGACAACGUGGCGUUCACCGGCGUCACGUUGUUAGCACCCCGCGAUAGCCCCAACACCGAUGGAAUCCACAUCGGAACCUCCACCAACAUCAGAAUCUCCCGGUCGGUCAUCGGCACCGGAGACGACUGCAUAUCCAUGGUCUCCGGUAGCCAGAACAUCGCCAUUGAAAACGUGGUGUGUGGGCCCGGCCACGGCAUCAGUAUUGGAAGUCUAGGCAGGUCUCAAAACGAAUUUGUGAGUAACAUACACAUCAAAAAUUGUAGCCUAUUGGACACGCAGAAUGGAGUGAGGAUCAAGACAUGGGCGCCCUCCUAUCCUAGUAAAAUCUCCAACGUUAUUUUUGAAGAUAUUGUCAUGACCAAUACCAAUAAUCCCAUUUUCAUUGACCAGCAAUAUUGUCCUGAUUCCAGUUGCACUUCUCAGUCGAGUUCCGCAGAAAUAAAGAACGUAACGUUUGCAAAAAUUCGAGGAGUUUCGGGUUCAAAGUCUGCGGUGACGUUGAAUUGCAGUCCCACAUCUCCAUGCCAAGAUGUGAAGCUAGUGGACAUCAACUUGGUAUACAAGGAUGGGCCGGCGACGUCGUUUUGUUCCAAUGUUCGUGGUGGCGCUUUCGGCAAACAACAGCCACCAGGAUGUCUAUGAUCCAGGCCACUCUAAUUUAAUUAGUUUCCUCGUACUUCUUUUUAUUUGUUACAUAAAUGUAAUGGUCUUCUUAAUCUUAAAAUAUGUCCACUUUAUUUCAAUAGGUUUUUAGUUUUACUCCCUAAUUGAUUAUCAGGGUCAUUCGAAACACUAUGAUGUCGUUUUGUAGCCUCUUUUAUGUUCAAACUAUGCGCAUCAUAUAGUUAGUAUAAAUCUUGUUAUUUUGGUUUAACUA
Molecule: messenger RNA, 1276 nt
Organism: Ipomoea triloba (trilobed morning glory)
Lineage: Eukaryota; Viridiplantae; Streptophyta; Magnoliopsida; Solanales; Convolvulaceae
Product: exopolygalacturonase-like
Exons: 3
Coding region: 52-1041 (329 amino acids)
Biological process (GO): carbohydrate metabolic process
Molecular function (GO): polygalacturonase activity
Source: RefSeq, a predicted model, not a curated record